AUGGGCUCCCCCCAGUGGCCUGCAACUGGUUAUCCUGAGAUACCCACUGGCCUUGAGGGUGGCAAGGGCUGCCUGUCCUGCGCAGACCUGCUCACCCAGGCAUUUGCUCCUCAGAUUGGCUCGCCUUCAUCUUUCGGGACUCCAGGGCUCCCGACGCAAGAGCGCAGCCCCCAGCGACUCCCAUCCCCCGCUUCCUCCGACACCAGCGCGCCCCACGUGGCCCACCCGCCCCUCGCCCUGGAGACCUUCGAGUGCCUGACCGCGAGCCACGCCAGAGGCCUGUGGGAACAGCUGCAGCACUUCUGGGCUGACCACUUCUCGCGCCGCUUCUCGCCGCGGAGGCCGCCGCUGCGCCGCAACUCGUCCAAGUCCACCUUCUACCUGCUGGACCACCGCACGCGCCAGGCCGAGCUGGGGCUGAGCUACGGCGCGCCGCGCACGCGCCUGAGCAACGAGACCUUCGUGUUCCGCGGCGGCCGCUGGACCGCGGAGGGGCAUGUGGCGCGCGCGCGGCCCCCGCUGCCCUCACCCGCCGGCUUGGCUUGGAAGCCGCAGGUGCAGCGGGGCAAGAGCCAGGUGCUGCUGGAGGAGAACAACUACCUGGAGCUGCAGCAAGAACUGCUCAUGGACAUGCUGGUCGAGACUACGGCGCGCAUGCACCUGCUGGAGAAGAAGGUCGAUUCCCAGACCGACGCCGCGGCCGAGGCACUAGCCUGUCAGAGGAAGAUGCGCAAGCGCUAGGGCGCCGGCAUGCUCAGGAUCCAGCCGCACGCUCUGGAGUCGCGGUGA
Messenger RNA from Nannospalax galili (Upper Galilee mountains blind mole rat), 789 nucleotides. RefSeq names its product chibby family member 3 (gene Cby3). The record is from RefSeq and is a predicted model, not a curated record. NCBI's taxonomy places the organism in Eukaryota, Metazoa, Chordata, Mammalia, Rodentia, Spalacidae.